Molecule: messenger RNA, 1344 nt
Organism: Zingiber officinale
Lineage: Eukaryota; Viridiplantae; Streptophyta; Magnoliopsida; Zingiberales; Zingiberaceae
Product: probable receptor-like protein kinase At5g20050
Exons: 1
Coding region: 1-1344 (447 amino acids)
Biological process (GO): protein phosphorylation
Molecular function (GO): protein kinase activity; ATP binding
Source: RefSeq, a predicted model, not a curated record
AUGGAGGCACGGCGAGCGAAGGCCGUUGCGGCGGCCACCGUCCUCUCUCUGUUGGUGCCCCUUCUUGUCCUCUUGUUCCGCUUCGGUCACACCGUCGCCUUCUUCGUCGUCCUCGCCGUGGCCUUCGUCGCCGUACUCGGCGUCCUCGCUUGGGUCCUCUCGCUCUACACCGAUCUCUCCCACCGCCAGCUCUCCCUCGCCCGCCGCUCCGUCUCCGACCGCGAGGAGCACCGCGUCGAGUAUAGUUUCCUCCGCAAGGUCGCCGGCCUCCCCAUCAAGUUCCGCCUCGAAUCCCUCGCCGCCGCCACCGACGGCUUCCGCUGUCUCCUUGGCCGCGGCUCGUCCGCCUCCGUCUUCCGCGGCGUCCUCGACGACGGCACCGCCGUCGCGGUCAAGCGCAUCGACGCGAUUGCGGAGCGCGGGGACAAAGAGUUCCGCACCGAGGUCGCCGCCAUCGCCAGCAUCCACCACCGCAACCUCGUCCGCCUCCUCGGGUACUGCGUCACGCCCGGUCCCCGAUUCCUCGUCUACGAGUUCGUCGCCAACGGAUCGCUAGAUCGGUGGAUUUUCCCCUCCCGCGACGCCGCCGCCGACGCGGCCAACGGCCGCUGCCUCCCAUGGCCGAUGCGCCAUCGCGUGGCCAUCGACGUGGCCAAAGCCCUAAGCUACCUCCACCACGACUGCCGCGCGCGCGUCCUCCACCUCGACGUUAAGCCGGAGAACAUCCUACUCGACGAGGGCUUCCGUGCCCUAGUCGCCGAUUUCGGCCUUUCGAAAUUGAUGGGCAAGGACGAGAGCCGCGUGGUGACCACCGUCCGCGGCACCCGCGGCUACCUCGCCCCCGAGUGGCUCAUCGGCUCCGGCGUGACCGACAAAUCCGACAUCUACAGCUACGGAAUGGUGCUGCUAGAGAUUGUCGGCGGCCGUCGAGCCAUCCAGGUGACGGAGGAUAAGAAAUGGUCUUACUUCCCCAAGAUCGUGCACGAGAAGGCUUGGCAGGGGAAAGCGCUGGAGGUGCUCGACGAAAGGCUUAAUAGAGAGGGGGAGUCGCCGCCGGAGGCGGAGCUGCGGACGAUGGUCCACGUCGCACUGUGGUGCAUCCGGGACAAGGCGGAGGAGCGGCCGAGCAUGGCGCGGGUGGUGGACAUGCUCGAGGGGCGUAUCGACGUCGACGAACCACCGCCACAGAGCGAGAUGCUGAUCUACAACAUCUUGGAGCACAGCGUGCUCGACGCAGAGGCUACCGACGACAGACGCGCCGCCGCUGCCGCCGCCGGACUGCUGGAUCUGGGGCCGCCGUCGUCGGCCCCGGGCUCCAUCGAAGUCUCUUUGUCCGGUCGAUAG